UACUGACCUGAAAGCAGCAGCUUUUGUCUUUCAGUGUUCCCUGGAACAGAGCUUGUGACUCCCCAAGUUCUGACACCCCCCCCAUCUAAUCAAUGCUGUUCUGCUCUGUAGCUCCUCCCUCGGGUUGGAGCUCGGAACAUCCCAGGCUGCCUUCAGCCCCCCAACGAUGAGGAAGGGUCCCUAAGGGGAGGGAUGGGCCUGAGGCUCUUGCCCACAUGGCAGUCUCCCCGGCCCCCACCUCAGGCGCUCAUUUUCUAAAGUUUUUGGUCGCCCCCCCAUUUCUUUUUUCUUAAACCCUGACUGUCUUAGUAACCACUCUAAGGCAGAAGGGCAAGGGCUAGGCAACCAGGGUGAAGGGUCUUGUCCAGGGCCACACCACUAGAAAGUGUCCAAGGUCAGAUUUGAACCCAGGACCUCAGACCUCCAGAUCUGGCUCUCCAUCCACUGAACCACCCUCGCUCCCCUGUCGCCUUUAUUUCAAACUCUGCCCUUCCCUUAUUCCUUAUAAACCAAAAUAAAAAAGAGAGCAAAGCUUGACAGCGGUUCCAGUCUGACCACAGAGGCCGCGUCCCACAGCCCUGGAGCCCGCCUCGGUCAAUCAGGACCUGCUGGGCACCCGGAGCCGCGUCUCUACCCUCAGAGAGCUUCCCCGGGCACAAAGGAAGGGGCUCUCCUUCCCCCUCUUCUUUCUGGGUCUCCCUUUCCCCCAUUUUCACACACACACAGAGGCCUUCCCUGUCCAGCACCUCGCUGGCCCAGGGAAGUCCCAUUGUUCCCACCCCCUCCGCCUGGGGAGGGAGGGCCCCCUGGUGUAGCUUCCUCAGGAAAAGCCUUGGGAGGAAAUGGGGAGGGGGAGGGGAGUUGGGGGGGCACCGUCAGACUGACCGAGGCCACACUGACUGCCAUGGGGCCCUGGCUGCCGCCGCUGCUGCUACUCUGGCUUCAGGGGGUCCUGGGGGAGCUGGAGCUGGACCCCACGGGGAGGCACGUCUGCCAGGACGGAAGCUCCCCCUUGAAGUCUGUGUGCUGUCCAGGCUGGAGGCAGGAGGGCCGGGAGUGCACGGCCCCCAUCUGCGAGGGGCCUGAUGCUUGUGAGGAAGAAGAGGUAUGUGUGAAACCAGGACUCUGCCGGUGCAAGCCCGGCUUCUUCGGGGCCCAGUGCAGCUCCCGCUGCCCUGGCCAGUACUGGGGCUCUGAUUGCCGCCAGAACUGCCCCUGCCAUCCCAAUGGGCAGUGUGAUGCCGUCACGGGCGAGUGCACCUGCAACAAAGACCACUGGGGUGGGCAGUGCCAGUUCCUGUGCCCGUGUGGCCUCCACGGGCACUGUAACCCCCUGACAGGGGCCUGCCGCUGUGAGCCAGGCUGGUGGACAGACUCGUGCCGCAAAGCCUGCCAGUGCAGCUCCUACUCUUCGGGCUGUGACCAGCUGACGGGCGCCUGCCAGUGCAAGCCAGGCUGGUGGGGCAGACGCUGCAGCUUUCGAUGCACGUGCCAUCACUCUGCCUGCAACCAGAACACGGGCCACUGCAUCUGCCGGGAUGGCUGGUGGGGGCCCGAGUGCCAGAAACGCUGUACCUGCCAGCACGGCCACUGCAAUCCCACCAACGGGCACUGUGUCUGCCACCCGGGCUACCAGGGCCCCCUGUGCGAGCAAGCCUGCCCCGCCGGUCGCUACGGGGUCCAGUGCCUGGACAGCUGUGGUCACUGCAGGCAGAAGGAGCCCUGCUCUCCUGACACAGGGACUUGCCUGGCCUGUGAGCCUGGCUGGAACGGAACCCGCUGCAAUCAGCUGUGCCCGCCGGGCACCUAUGGGGACAACUGUGGGCAGCUCUGCCCCCAGUGCCGGCAAGGUGAGGCUUGCCAGCCAGCCAGUGGGCACUGCCAGCACUGUGACCCAGGGCGAACAGGGCCCAGGUGUGAGGAGCCCUGUGCCCCCGGCACGUUCGGGGAGGCCUGUGGGUCUGUGUGCCCACCCUGUGUCGAGGGCACGUGUGAUGCCGUGACUGGGGACUGUGUCUGCAGCGCAGGCUAUUGGGGCCCCAGCUGCAAUAUUUCCUGCCCGUUUGGUUUCUAUGGAGCCAACUGUUCCUCUCCGUGCCCCUGCCCGGAGGGGCCCUGCCACCCUGCCUCUGGGACCUGUGAACUGGGGUUUCAAGGCCAGGGCGCCCUCCUCGCUGGCAUCCUGGUUCCCCUCCUGCUGCUGCUCCUGGGCAUCGUGGCCUGUGUCUCCUGCUGCUGCUGGGCAGCUCAGCCUGACCCCAAGGACAGGCUGGCCAGAGAUGGGGCCACUGUGUCCAGAGUAAAGCUGCAGGUCAGGGGGGCCCUGAGCAGCCUGGGCUCGGCACUGCCCUGCGGCUCCCUCAGCAAUCACAAGCUGCCUCGGGUCACAGUGUCCCACCAUGACCCCGAGAUCCCCUUCAAUCACAGCUUCAUUGAGCCGCCCUCGGCAGGCUGGGCCUCCGACGACUCCUUCUCUUCUGACCCCGACUCUGGGGAAGAGGAUGAGGACCCCGCUUACUGCGUGCCACCCCAACAAGAGGAGGAAUUCCAAGAGACUCAUCAGGCAGGAAGACCCCCGUCUGCGCCAGAUGAUGCAUCGGCCCCUUUUGCCAUCCCCCGGACGUCCAGCCUGGCCCGAGCCAAGCGGCCAUCUGUGUCCUUUGCUGAAGGCACCAAGUUCGGGCCCCAGAGCUCCCAGGGCUCCGCGGAGCUGGCCAGCCCCUCCAGAAAGCCCAAGAGACUGUCGCGCGCGGCCCAGCCCCCAGCCGAAGGGCAGGAGGCCGAGGGACUCGAGGGUCCCGAGCGGCCGCAGGAGCCUCCCAGCCCUGCUGCUGCGCAGGGGGAUUUGUCGGGGGGCCCCCGGAGGCUCCCUCCUGGGGGCAGGACUGUGGCCCAGAGGGUGGAGGCCAUUGAGAGUGGCGGCAGGGGAAGCCCAGGCCCCGUGACCACCAUCUACAUGUUGGCGGGGACGCCCGGGGCAGCCGCGGGGCCCGUGCGGGCCGUCCUCCGACGCUUCGGCAGCUUCCAGAAGGGCCGCGCGGAGCCCAAGGCCAAGGGCAGCAUGCCCAAGCCUCCUCGCCGGGCCCUGAGCCGGGAUAGGGGCACCCUGGGCCCUCCCCCCGCUCCCAGCCCUGCCUCCCCCCGGGGCCCGGAGCCUUCUCACACAGCAGGCAGCCAGGGGGAGGGGCCGGGCGGCCCCAAGAGCCCGGCGGACACGGCGGGGGGAGCCCCAGGGGACGGCCCCCACGUGCUGGCGGAGGCCGAGGAGGAGCCUCAGUACGAGAAUGUGCAGCCGGGCGGCCCCCCGUGCUGAGGUCUCUGAGGCUGGCGGAGGGCCUGGGGCGGGUGGGCUCGCUUUCUCCUAAUAAAGGCGCUGGGGCCAAGCCGACAGGCCCGUCCUCUCCUCUUCCUUCUGGAGGCAGCCGC
Monodelphis domestica (gray short-tailed opossum) is the source of this 3426-nucleotide messenger RNA. It is a transcript of the gene SCARF1, whose product is annotated as scavenger receptor class F member 1. Gene Ontology annotation, cellular component: membrane. NCBI's taxonomy places the organism in Eukaryota, Metazoa, Chordata, Mammalia, Didelphimorphia, Didelphidae. The record is from RefSeq and is a predicted model, not a curated record. Gene Ontology annotation, biological process: neuron remodeling; heterophilic cell-cell adhesion; positive regulation of neuron projection development. Gene Ontology annotation, molecular function: low-density lipoprotein particle binding; scavenger receptor activity.